This is a messenger RNA of Stylophora pistillata, 639 nucleotides long. RefSeq lists its product as uncharacterized. NCBI's taxonomy places the organism in Eukaryota, Metazoa, Cnidaria, Anthozoa, Scleractinia, Pocilloporidae. The record is from RefSeq and is a predicted model, not a curated record.
GAUAUCUGCGCUGCGAAACUAGCCUGGGAUGCUAAACUACCAAGUGACCUGAUGCAAAAUUGGGUCCAAUGGGAAAAACUUCCAAACCAUGUUACCGUACCCCGACCAUUAGCAGCGUAUCAAGAAGACAUCCAAACCAUUGAGUUACAUGCCUUUGGGGAUGCGAGCAGAAAAGGCGUGGCUGCUGCAGUGUAUGCUGUAGUGAUGCAAGAGAAGGGUGUCAACCAAGGGCUAGUGGCUUCAAAGGCAAGAUUAGCAAAGAAAGGAUUAACCAUACCCCGGUUGGAGUUGGUGUCGGGCCACAUGGCGGUAAAUCUCCUGUCAAAUGUGAGUGAAGCUUUAGAAGGCUUUCCUGUAACCUUGAAGUAUUGUUGGCUCGAUAGCACCGUUGCUCUGCAUUGGAUAAGAUGCCCAGGAGAGUAGAAACAGUUUGUGAGUACCAGAGUUCAGAAGAUUCAGGCACAUUCUGACGUAGUGUGGCAUCAUGUGAGAACGUCAAACAACCCAGCUGAUGUGGGAAGCCGUAGCGGAGAAGUGACCAACCAUGCCUUGUGGUGGAAUGGACCAGAGUGGUUGUCAGACAAAGCAUCCUGGCCCCCUGACAUAGUGACAAAUGCCACACAAGCAUCAUUAGCAGAA